Saimiri boliviensis boliviensis (Bolivian squirrel monkey) is the source of this 884-nucleotide messenger RNA. The record is from RefSeq and is a predicted model, not a curated record. Lineage: Eukaryota; Metazoa; Chordata; Mammalia; Primates; Cebidae.
AUGUCUGCCCCAGGUAUUCGAAAGUUGGCUGCAGGUGGGAACACGUUCAAAUCUCCUCCAGGAGCUCAGGAUACUCCCAGGGCUAUGGAGCGCCCACCGUCCAUCUCUAAGAUGCAGUGGUAUACCGGGUUUAUCAUGGUGCUUGAAGGAAUGGAUUCUGGCUUCAAAGACGGUGGCCAAGAGCAGAGCAGUAAGAUGCUGCAGCAUGCUGACUGCAGGGACGGCCGGAUCUUCAUCGGCCCCUUCAAGGCUUUUGACAAGCACAUGAAUUUGAUCCUCUGUGACUGUGAUGAGUUCCGGAAGAUCAAGCCAAAGAACUCAAAACAAGCUGAAAGGGAAGAGAAGCGAGCCCUUGGUCUGGUGCUGCUGCGAGGGGAGAACCUGGUCUCAGUGACGGUAGAGGGACCGCCGCCAAAAGACACUGGUAUUGCUCGAGUACCGCUUGCUGGAGCUGCCGGGGGUCCAGGGAUUGGCAGGGAUGCUGGCAGAGGAAUCCCAGCUGGGGUUCCCAUGCCCCAGGCUCCUGCAGGACUUGCUGGGUCAGUCCGUGGGGUUGGUGGGCCAUCUCAACAGGUGAUGACCCCACAGGGAAGGGGCUCAACUGCUGCCACAGCCAAUGUUGCCGGGGCCUGGACACAGUACCCACCUGGCCGUGGGGGUCCUCCCCCUCCUAUGGGACGAGAAGCAUCCCCUCCAGGCAUGAUGGGCCCGCCUCCUGGUAUGAGGCCUCCUAUGGGUCCCCCAGUGGGGAUCCCUCCUGGAAGAGGGACUCCAAUGGGCAUUCCCCCUCCGGGAAUUGCGCCUCCUCCCCCUGGGAUGCGAGGCCUUCUUUGACCCUUGGCCACAGAGUAUGGAAGUAGCUCCGCAGAGGUGUGGACUCGAUU